Messenger RNA from Amaranthus tricolor (Joseph's coat), 3111 nucleotides. RefSeq names its product formin-like protein 4. Lineage: Eukaryota; Viridiplantae; Streptophyta; Magnoliopsida; Caryophyllales; Amaranthaceae. Gene Ontology annotation, molecular function: actin filament binding. Bases 266 to 2767 code for a protein of 833 amino acids. The transcript has 2 exons. The record is from RefSeq and is a predicted model, not a curated record. Gene Ontology annotation, biological process: actin cytoskeleton organization; actin nucleation.
AAGGAAAUUGUCAAAAGUCAGCAACCUGCUUACUUUGAAAAUGUGUACAAAAGUUUACAGAAGAAUCAACAUUAUAUUCAACAUGGGAACAGCUAACAGCUCAACAUCCCCUCAAUACAACAAAACCAACAAAAACAAACCCAACAUUCAAAUAUCAACAAAUCAACUAAUUUAAUUUUCCAUCAUACACCUCUUUCUCAUUCCUAACUCCCCUAAUUUUUUUUUUGUACAGAUCAUCAAAGGGGUUGGAAUUUGGGAGGGGAUUAUGGAAUUCUUAACAAAGACAUACAAUUUGUUUCUUACUUCCAUUUUUUUCUUUUUCUUCCUUAAUUCUUUCUUCUAUCUUUCAUAUUGUCAAUUUAAUUCUAAUUCUCCUCAAAAUAUUGAAACUUUCUAUCCUAAACAGUCUCUAUCACCAGCUCAAGCACCUUCUAUUCCUCCUGUAGUCUCUCCAACAAAUCCUCCAAUUGUGUUUUCUCCACCGAGUUCAUCAACGCCAACAACACCACUACUGUCACCCCCUUUGUCUGUGACACCAUCAUCUUCAGGAUCGCCAUCGCAUAAGGCCAUAUAUACGGCUGUUGGGGUGACAGCUGCAAGUACUUUAGUAGUAGCUGCAGCUGUGUUUUUCUUGUUUUCACGCUAUUCUAAACAACGGAAGGAAAAUGGUGGUGGGACUGUACAUAAUGUUGGUGCAAUCCCUUCGGGUGGUGGUGGAAGGUUGCAGGCAUUGGCACCGGAAUUUACGAGGUUUGAUGGGAAUAUUAAAGGGUUGAUAGUGGAUGAAGAUGGUUUAGAUGUUCUGUAUUGGAGGAAACUUGAAGGAAGUAGUCAGAGGAAGAGUGGACCUUUUCAUAAGGAUGCGUUUAAGGGUAGUAAUAAUGGAAGGAAGACUUAUUCUCGUGGGAAAUCGUCGUCUUCGAAUCAAAUUCAUGCACAGUUAAAGGAGGAGCAUACAUUUAGAUUGCUUGAUCCUAAAUCAGCACUUCAAAAUGAAGCUAAUUUUCAACCUGUUGGGAAUGUGCAAGAGGGUACAGAGAAGUUCGUUGUUGCAAAGGAACAUAUUAGUGAAGUGGCGGCCCCACCACCGUCUCUGCCACCGAUGGUUGGAAAGGCAGGACCAGCACCUCCGCCCCCGAUGGAAGUUAAGAAAGGUCCUGCACCGCCACCCCCACCACCACCGAUGGUAGGGAAGAAAGGACCAGCGCCGCCACCACCACCUCCACUACGUGGCGGAUCAUCAAGACCGCCACAAGCACCGAAACGGACACCAAGUGGAAAUAUAGUAGAAUCAUUAUCUAUUGGGGAGGAGGCAUUAGGGAGCAAGAAUGAUCAGGUCAAAAUGAGGCCAUUACAUUGGGAAAAAGUCAACGUUAAUACAGAUCAUUCUAUGGUGUGGGACAAAAUUGAGCAUGGAUCAUUCCAAUACAAUGGGGAUAUGAUGGAAGCUCUUUUUGGCUGUGUCGCUGCUAACCGAAAAUCACCAAAAGAAGAAACAUCUGAAAGCCAGAGUAAAGCUACACCAAAUACAGCAGCUGCCAAAAUAUUCAUUCUGGACUCACGACGUUCCCAGAACAUUGCGAUUGUGAUUCGGUCUUUAGGCAUCACUCGCAGCGAGUUGAUCGAGGGGCUUCGAGAAGGAAAGGGCCUAAAUGUGGAGAUACUUGAAAAACUAUCCCGGGUAACCCCUUCACGAGAAGAGAAGAUUGAAAUUCUGGGAUUUAAAGGAGAUGCUACACGGCUAGCUGAUGCAGAAUCUUUCCUUUAUCACUUGCUUAAGGCGGUUCCCUCAGCAUUUACUCGGAUUAACACCAUGCUCUUUAGAUACACUUAUGGCUCGGAAAUCAACCAACUGAAGGAGUCCCUCCAAACACUAGAUUCCGCGUGCAGUGAGCUCAGAAAUCGUGGAGUGUUCUUGAAGCUUCUAGAAGCUAUUCUAAAAGCAGGGAAUCGGCUUAAUGCUGGGACUGCAAGAGGGGAUGCAAGGGGUUUUAACCUUACAGCUCUGCGCAAGCUCUCAGAUUACAAAAGUAGUGAUGGGAAGACCACUCUGCUUCACUUUGUGGUUCAUGAGGUUGUCAGGAAUGAAGGGAGACGGUGUGUUAUGAACCGGAACAAUAGCUUAACCCGAUCCAACAGUCAGAGAAACUCAAGCUCAAACGCAAACCCAAAUCCAGAUGAAUCUAAGUCAAAAGAGGAGCAAGAAAGGGAGUUCUUACAGCUAGGGCUACCUGUUGUAGGUGGCUUAAGUGCGGAAUUCUCAAAUGUCAAAAAAGCAGCCAACCUCGAUUAUGAUACCAUCAUUAGCAUCAGUACAGCGACAGGAGCUCGUGUUGCUGAAACUAGGCAGCUUGUGCUGCAGUGUGGAGCUGAUGAUGGAGGACGAGAGUUUAUCAAAGAGAUGAAAGAGUUCUUGGCUGCAGCGGAGGAAGAGAUUAAGGUAGUCCAAGAAGAGCAAACGAGGGUAAUGGAAUUCGUGAAGAGAACAACACAGUAUUACCAAGCAGGAGGAUUCAAAGACAAACAUCCCCUUCAGCUGUUCAUCAUAGUUAAGGAUUUCUUGGAUAUGGUUGAUAAAGCUUGUAUAGACAUUACUCGGAGUUUGCAACAGAAGAAAAUGAGUACAACAGGUGCUUCAGGUUCCUCCUCAUCUCCUUCAUCACCUUUGACACCUGAUGUGUUGAGGACACGUGUCACAUUCCCAAGGUUACCUAGAAAUUUCUUGUCAGACAAAUCUAGUGAAAGUGACUCAGAUGAUGAUAGUUGACAAGUACAAGCUUAAGUCUCACAGCAACUUCAAAUGAUGUAAAUAGAGGAUGAGGAAAGUAUAGAAGAGAAAACAGAUUGGUGAGGUUGAGUUAUUAUUUUGUCUUUUUUUUCUUUGAUUUUUUUGGAUAGGUUUGAAGUGAUAAUUGGCAAGCAAUUAAAUUCUCCUACACCUUUUAAAAAAUGUAAUCACUCUUAGAAUUCUGUAAUUGCACAAAAGACAAGGAACUAUUUGAUAAAGUAAAUCUUAACAAUUGUCCUCCAUUUUAGGAUAUGUAUUUACUAAGAAGUUCAUUAUCAAUAAGAUGUGCUUGUUUAGGGCACAGGAGAUUGCAGUUGCCAAAA